This is a messenger RNA of Humulus lupulus (European hop), 1170 nucleotides long. Its product is annotated as receptor-like protein 36. The record is from RefSeq and is a predicted model, not a curated record. Bases 1 to 1170 code for a protein of 389 amino acids. The transcript is spliced from 3 exons. Gene Ontology annotation, molecular function: protein binding. NCBI's taxonomy places the organism in Eukaryota, Viridiplantae, Streptophyta, Magnoliopsida, Rosales, Cannabaceae.
AUGGAGAUGAACAUCUCUGCCAUGUGCCAAGUGGAGAAGCUCAAACAAGAGGUUGAGUCUGUCACCGAGGACGUCUUCUACGUGGCCUGGUAUCACAACAAGGGCAUGAACUUGGACUUCAUCGGGGAACCCGAGAAUGGGCUUCAAGUCCUUGAUUUGUCAAAUAACAAUUUGAGUGGGAACAUUCCUCCAUGCUUAGGAAAUUCAAGUCUCUCUGUGCUAGAUUUGCACAAGAAUAAGCUUCAUGGCAUCAUUCCUUCACAUUUUUCAAAGGGAAAGUUCCUACUAGUUUUGAAUCUCAACGAAAAUCAGUUGGAAGGGUCCUUACCAAAGUCUUUGCUCAAUUAUAAAUGGUUGGAAUUUUUGGAUAUUGGAAACAACAAGAUAAAUGGAUCAUUUCCCUGGUGGUUGGAAUCUCUUCCGAAUCUCCAAGUUCUUAUCAUGAGAUCUAAUAGAUUUCAAGGUCCAAUAGGCAAUCCCAAGGUGAGACAUCCCUUUCAAAAUUUGAGAAUUAUGGAUCUCUCUGGCAAUGAAUUCACUGAUCAUUUGCCGCAAAAGUAUUUUAAGAAUUUUGUGGGAAUGAUGAAUGCUACUUCAGAUUACUUGAGAUACAUGCAAAAAUCUCCAGGACCAAUUCGAUAUUAUGAAAUCAGUUCAUUGACAAUAAAAGGAUAUUAUGCUGAGUUGGAGAAAAUCCAAACCAUGCUUAUAGUUAUUGACUUCUCGAGAAACAACUUCACAGGAGAGAUCCCAGAAUUGCUUGGUAAGUUCAACUCACUCAAAGGGCUCAAUUUUUCACAUAACAAGAUCUCUGGUAGUAUUCCACCAUCCUUCGGAAAUUUGACCAAUCUGGAAUGGUUAGAUCUCUCCUCAAACGGGGAAGAUUCCAUGGCAAUUGGCAGCAAAUCUAAAUCAACUCCAAAAUCAUGCAACGAGAACACCACACCCCAAUUUCAGCAAGAAGACGAUGAGGAGCAUGUGAAUGAAUUUGAUUGGAAAAUUGUGUUAAUGGGAUUUGGGAGUGGAAUGGUUAUUGGAAUUUCAGUGGGAUACAUGUUCCUUUCAGAUAAAAUCAUUGAUGGGCUUGUCAAAACAGUGAAAGGAGAACAAUGGCAUCUUUUGGCAAAAAGAUCAAAACAGAGCAGGGCUCGUCAAAAUGUUGGAAAUUGA